GACUUCAACUCCCAUAAUCCUUAGCGAAGGUUCUCUGUGUUUACAACCAGCUGACAUCCGGCGUCUUCCCGUCCAUUAGCCUCCGAUACCCACAGCAAACGAUUUCAAUCUACAUUCGAUGUUUUCCAGCUGAAAAGCCCCCACUUCUGCUUCGCCAACUAAACUGAAUGCAACAUUUUAUGAUAUUCAUCAGAUGCAGGUAAGGUCGACGGGACAAAAAGCUGCACAUACAGCUGGCCCACAGCUAACAGGAUGGGAAUCAGCUAACAUUUAAGCUAAAGGUAACGCUAGUACAAGCCUUCUCUGCUCGCAGGGAUUCGACAUUUGUCAGGAUGAAACUCGGUGCCAGUGUUAGUGCUUGGACGAGAUAUUUUACUCUGAAUCCUGAAACAUCCACAGUCUGUUUUUAUUCUUACACUCUGCGUAUUUGCAGUGAUGGAUUAGUCUAGCUCUUGUAAGCGCCGCUGCCGAAGCUAACCGAGCUAAGUUAGUGAUUUAAAUUAGCUUGAACACAGUGAGGUGAGCCUGUUAAAUCUACUCUCACACCAUAUUAGAUAAAUAAUAAUAAUCAUCUACAGACUUGAUGUUUGAUUGAGCUCAUUAUGGCGCGAGCUGUAACGUUAGCGACAUGCUGUCUCGCUGUGGUGUUAUAGAUUAUUCAGGGCAGCGGUGGUACCAGGCUGUGGGAAGCUGCCUCACACUGUUUGUGUUGUUUGUGUGUGUCAGGGCUCUGGCCCCGUCUCCAGCAGCUGAAGCACGCCAGUCCUGUCCUCUCUGAUCCACGUCCACGGCCUCCACACUCACUAAGCCAUGACCACCCAGAGGGAUCUUGAUAUGGUGAGUUAUUGAGGGUUUGCCACCUCACCUUGAGUUAUUUCCCAACUAAAACACCCAGAAAAUAAGGCAGUAAGCUCUGUUAUUUCCACACACAGUGCAGAGAUGCACUUGAUUUCAAUGGUGACAUCUUUACUUGAAUCUUUACCCGCCCUCAAAAUAAUUCAGGGUAUGAAUAGGAGGGAAGGAGGGGGGUCAUGGAUUAGCCACAGUGCACACAAACACUUAGCUGGGACAGUGACUGCUGUUCCUGUGAACACCAUCUGUCUAAUCUCAGUUAAAACGCUGCCCUACUUUCCUUUCAAGGUUUAGACGCCAAUUGAUUGCAACCUCUCAAUAAAUCCUGGUCACUGUCCUCCCCCACCAUAGGAAUGGACAACACUAGUUUAAAAACAGCAGAGAAGGUGGCAGCACUCCAACAGAGACUCACUUCACUUUGAUUCAAACUGCUGUCUUACCUUUAAACAUGCACAUGAUAUAGAGAUACAGAAACCUAGCAGAUUUUUGUGCACCUGUAACCUGCAAAGUUUUGUGUUUUUUUUUCAUUGAGCACCAAAGACUCAAAGGGAUCACAGCAUAGAGAUUUAUUUUCCUCAUGUAAAUGUUGGGGCUCACCACUUAGAAGUGGAACUAAAAGUUAGUUCAAGGUCAGCAAAUGCCAUCAGUAACAUUAAGAAGCAAAAAACUAGUACGUAAUAGUUGCUGGUAUGUCAGUUCACUUUGAUUCAAACUGCUGUCUUACCUUUUAACAUGCACAUCAUAGAGAUAUCUUACAAGAGACAACAUAGCAGAUGUUUGUGCACCUGUAACCUGCAAAGUUUUGUGUUUUUUCUUUGAGCACCAAAGACUCAAAGGGAUCACAGCAUAGAGAUAUUUAUUUUCCUUCUUUAAAUGUUAGGGUUCACCACUUAGAAGUGGAACUAAAAGUUGGUUUAAGGUCAGCAAAUGCCAUCAGCAACCUUUUAGAAGCAAUGAACUAGUACUUAAUAGUUGCUGGUAAAUCCUCUUAAGAUUUUUUAAUAAUUCGGGACUCUUCAUCAACGACGGAUCACUUAAAUGCAUUUAAAUUUAGCAGAUUAUUGUCCUCAUUGAUUUUAAGUGACAUGCUCCCUACGUCAGAAUAUUGCAAUAUAUAAAUAUAUAUAUAUCGUUGAUUAUAAAACUUGUUUAAGAACAUCUUAUUCAGGUGAAAGCAACAUAACAAGGCAGAGAGGGAUUUGAUGGAUCGUCUCUCUUGGCAGUUACCCCACAACAUAAGCUCAUGGUUGGUUUAAUGUUUUUAGGAAACCCAACCAACAUGAAUGAAGAGUGGAUAAGCUUUUGGUAGCUCUGUUAACCCUUUUAAAGAAGGGAUCCACCUCGAUGAGAAAGGAUUUGUCUUCCUUUGGAUUGGCAGACCUUAACUGGGUGUUGCCACGAGAAAGCAGGCAGAUUUGACUUUGUUUUUAUUUUGUUGGGAAUGAAAGGGAUGGGGAAGAGGAUGAGGACAAAGCCUGUUAAUGAUGGCAUGGGUAUGUAACCCCACAUUGAGGUUAUUCAGUUCAAAGAGGUAGGGGGGCAGGGCACCGGACCACCGGGGGAGGACUGUAUUUGUAAACAGAUCAGAGAGCAGGGCUGUUCCUCCCUGACGUCACACCUCAUGGUUAAGGCUCUUUGUUCUUUCUGCUGUGAUUUGUGACCCAGAGAAAGUUCAUGUGCCACCUUUCUUUAAAGAGGUGCAAACGUGGGGGAAAUCAACCACAUCCAUUGAGAUUCUUACCUCUGAGUAGAAACGCACCACAAAAAUAAAGUAGAUUUGAAUUUUUUCCCCUCAACUAAUAAGUGAAAGUGCUGGAAUAAUUGAUUAGAGAGGACGGGUGAAUAGAUUAAUGAGAAACAGUAUUUGCCACAGCAUAAAUGAGAUGACUUUGCUCCAAAAUGGAUCAGUUCUUGGGGUCUGAGUGAUGUGCUGAGCCUCACAAGGACAUGGUGACAGUAAGAGUGAAACACAAGAGGACAAAUAAUAUCAACAAAUGAACAUCAGUGUCAGGGCGCUGACUUCAGUCCAUAAAUAGUCAAUAUCUAAGUGUAUAGUAGUGCACAUAAAUGUCCCAAAUAUGUUUGAUUGUUAAAUGUAAACUCUUGUGAAACAUGUAUGCAGCUUGAAAAUCUCUACUCAUGUUAAACUGUGAUAUCUGAUUCUGCUGUGAUUUUAUACGAAUGAUAUUUUUCUAUAUUUCAUCACUCACACUUUAAUCUUGUGUCCACUUUUAGUUGUAUUUCUCAUUGCUUCAGCAACCGAAUACUUAAACGAGCUUUAUUUCAUGUAUUUCUGUUAACAUGAAGCAGUGGCGGUGUGCAUCAUCUUUGAUGUCUUGUAGUGUACAUCCCCACCUGUCGGCAAAGUAUUUUUCUAUAUGAUUGUGUCUUUUUUUAAAUAUAUUUAACCAGAUGAAAAUCCAACUAAAAGGUUAUUUAUGCCUUUUUUGAUACAGUUGUGGUUUAAAGUAAAAAGUUAUUUACCUUUUUGAUUCUUAAAGUCUACUCCACCAUCUUCAGUCUUGUGGGCGGAGGUCCGGUUCUUCCUGUGUACGGCCUCAGAACCUCAUUGUGUUUUGUUCUCUGGUUAUUUUGGAUCAUUACUCUUGAUAUGAGAGACUUUGUAUAAAAAGCCUUUUAUCCGAUUAUUAAUAAUCUAUUUAUUUGAUAAAAAUGCCCUGCCUUUUAGUCUCCUUUAAAUAUUUAGUCAGAAUUUCCUAGUACCGUUGCAGCACUUUAAUACUGUCAGGAAAAAGUCAUGAUUUCUUUGUCUAGCAUUUUUAAUCAGACAAAGAUGGGCAAAAGACUAUGACUAAUAAAGAAAACUAAUAAAAUGCUUGGUGUUUUAUUCAUGAAAAAUUGAUGACAUUGUAAAAUCAGGAAGUUGAAGAUCAGUUUUUGUGGGUCAUUUAAUGGUUCAGUUUACAAGCUCGCCUUAAUGUGUUCUGGUUUUGUGCCUCUCCUGAUGCUGGCGUCAUAUUUAGGCCUUGCAGGCAUGUUGGAUAAGGAACCAGCUUUUUUUUUUUUUUUUUUUUAAACAGAUUGGUUUGUGUAGUUGGCCAGAGGAUAAAAUGUAGAGGAUACCCUGCUGUUAAAGACCCUCCCACGCACAUAUGCACUGUCCCCCUCGGGGCUACGCACUGGCCAUGUAAAUUUAAUAACAUGGCCCAGAGCUGUCUGGGACACCUGGGGUUAUCGCAUUAGGCCGACAGCCCAGAGAGGCACUCAUGGCGCCCUGAAACCAAAGGGCCAGUGUUCCCCCCUCAGCCCCACCCUUAUCUGUUGUCGUCUCUGGCAACAGGGGCUCAUUUCAGUGUAAACCCUCAGUGAAUGAAGUGGCCCAGUCACAGGGUGGAGAUCUGCAGUGGAUAAAUCUAAUUAGACUGGAAUGCCCGUCUCUUCACAGCCCUCUGAAGGUCACCUCAUGUCUGAAGAGGUUAGGGGAAGUGGAAGGAUUCUUCUACCGCUAAUGAAGACACACUUAAUUGGAGCGUUGGUGUUUGUGUUGGCUGAUGCAACAUUUCUCCGGACUGGUAAUCUGUUUUUGUUUGUCGUUGUAGGUGCACCUGCGCCUCAUCUUGGUCAGUGGAAAAACGCAAGACUUCACUUUCUCUCCAAAUGAUUCGGCCACGGACAUCGCCAAGCAUGUGUUUGAGAACUGGCCUGCAGGUAAGUUGAAACACUAUCAGUGAAGUCGGUCUAAGUUUAGUGUUACUCUGCGUCUGUUUGUGUCUUUCACAGAUUUUAUUACUUUGUUUUUAAAGUAGUUCAACUGAUUCAAGUCUUAAGAGACACACUUGUGUAAGUUUCACACUUUUGUUUGUCAUUAUAAUAAAAACAGUGACCGUCAGGGGCGUGUGAUUCACUGUGGCAUUUGUCAGUCAAUUAUGACCUUCAGCUACAACAGUGAUCACUGAUGAUUUUUAUACAAAGUCUUUAAAACCAGAUACACGAUUUUAGACGUUUUUUGUAUGAUUCAACUUAAAAAACUAAAGUCACCUGGUGGGUUAUUAUAACCAAGCUGAGCUUAUUACAGAUAUAUUGAUUCUUAUGUACAUAGAAUAAGAAUAAGCCCCUCCUAUGAUUCCAAUAGGAACUCAUCAGAGUUGUUCCUGGGUGUUUUACUUGGAUAACUUGGCAGACAUUUUUGUGUACUGUCACUCUGAAACUUAGACAGGGUAAAAAGCUUCUUAACAUGUUAGCUAUGGUGCAUGACUGUAUAAUUUCAUUUGAGGCCCAUAUUACAUCAAAAAAAGUUCAUUUGCCACUCUUCGUUAUGAGAUGUUAAAAAUACAUCAGUAUCAGGCUGAUAACUCCAGUUUGGGUGUGGCUGUAGUGUGUCAUGUCAUGUCAUGUGUCUCUGCUCCAUGCCAGGAUGGGAGGAGGAGAGGGUGAGCAGUCCCAGCAUACUUCGCCUCAUAUUCCAGGGGCGCUUUCUUCAUGGCAACGUCACCUUGGGAGGUAAGUUUGUCUCUGAAAAAAAAGCCACCACUGAGGUUACUGUAAGGCCUCUUUAAAUCCAUGAAUCUUAAUGAAAAGAAGAGUGACCAAGAUCAAGAUUUCCAUGCACAAAGUCUAGCGGGUAGCCCUUGAUGGACCAAAGGGCAAAUGGUGGUGGACAGCUCCUCUCUCUUCGCUGCAGGACAGAAAGAUUUAGAAGAUCUUUUGUACCAAUAGCCAUCAGGCUUUAUAACUGUUAUGUAAAUAAUACAUAACUUUUAUAGACAUGUUACGUGAGACAACAGACAAUUGAAUUUACCAACGGAGAUCAAUAAAGUUCUUCUUCUUCUUCUUUAAUGCCUGACACCACAAAUUAUGGCCAGAAAAUUCAAUUUUUUUGGAGCUGAAAUGUUAAUUUCACUUACCACUGAAAACCCCAAAUUUCAAAAAAUGUCCUUAAAAUUUAACAAAUAUAUUUAUUUAUCUCAUUUGAUACAUUAGAUGCUUUUGGAAACUACAAGAGGACAUUUUCAUCAUUUAUCAGACUGUAUUCAGGUGUUUUUUUUUGGUAAUUUGUUGAUCAUAUUGAUUUGAUAGAAGUAUAUAAAAGUAUGUAUCAAAUAACAUACAAAAGGCAUUAAAGGGUUAACUUUUGGGCAUGACUCUGUGGCUUUUAAGAAGCAGUGCUCCUCUGACUUCUCACUUUUAGAAAUAAAGACAGUUAAUUUAAAAAAAAAAAGAAGGAAGUGAUUCACUCAGUCAGCAAAAAUGGCACUGAGAGAGCGUCAUUAAAGGGCAGUAGUACAGACAAACCGAGCUUCACAGAUACAGGACAGAAGUAAAUAUGCAAAUCAUCUGCUGUCACAGUUGAGUUGAGUUAUUUUCCUUUCACAUCACUAUUGUUGUUUUUUAAGUGAGCUGUACCUGAUUUAAGUACAUCCACUGACAGAGAAGGAGAUCCUUGCUUGUUAAAACAGUAUCUAGGGUCUUCUGCAAGAAAAUAUCUGACCGGAAAAUCCUUAUCAGAUAUUUAUUCAAUACAGGGAACCGGUUUAGAACAAGAGUUAGAGAAACCUUAGGUGUUUGAAAUGUCAGUGGCUUUAUUGAGCAGAUGUUCAUUGAUCAAGCGUAUUUGCCUGAAAGGUUUGGCUGCACUCAUGCACUUAUUGCAGCGCCUUUCAUAGAUUCUAGCUCAGAGGAGGGGCAAUCAAAACACCAGAAAGUCGACUCAAAAGUAGUUGUUUUUUUCAUGUGGGUAGGGUCCAUUGUCACCAGGAACAAAUGCGCCUCAAUUGAGUUCACUUAGACAGAAAUUCCCUCUGAUUGCUUUCAGCAUGUCUGUCUCAUCAGAACUGCACGCUUGGCUAAUAGCUGUUUGAGGAUCAUAGAGUAAAUACUGAUCAGAAAAUUAAUUGGUACCUUCUUUGUUCACAGCUCUAAAGCUACCAGCAGGCCGGACCACCGUUAUGCACUUGGUUGCCAGAGAGACUCUUCCAGAGCCGAACUCUCAUGGUGAGGAUUUGUGCUUUCUUCGUGUUGCAGCGGCUUGUUUCUUCUUUUAAUCUUAACCUUGUGUUUCUGCUGUCUUGCUUUUGUAGGUCAAAGGAACAGAGAAAAAACCACAGAGAGCAACUGCUGUCUCCUCUUGUAAAGCAACAGAAAUGAAACCCCUUUAUCCCCUACCUUAAACUUACACAUACAUGUACACAAACACAAUACACACACACACACACACACACACACACACGCAUACAUAUAAACACACACUGACUCGUAACAUACAUACUCCUUGUUCUCUCCUGCCCGUCAUCCUGUCAGAUCUGGAUAAGAAACGAAUCCGAGGCUGGUGUGGGCCGUUGUCUGCUCUGGUUGAAGACCGGGCUUUAUUUUGUGCCAACUUAUUGACUUUUAGCCCUAAUACUUUAAAAGUUUUGCUGUUAUCUCAUUUUGAACAUCAUGACGUUUAACAGUAUCUGCAUCACCUCAUGGACACGUCUGCUGUGGGACAAGUUUUCCACAGCUGUCAGGAACUUGUCUGUCUUUGUGGACACAGAGUUGUUAUAAAGGAUGUAAGGAUUUGUGGGCUCUUACCCUUCCUAACUAAAUCUUAUGGAUGUUUCCCCAGGUCUUACUGAAUGGUGUUAACCCUCUCAUUGCACUUAACCAGUUUGUUAAUCCAGAAGUGUUUACUGUGUUUCAUUGCAUCUUUUCCCCCCAUUUGCUCUCGUUUAUUUUCUCGGUCAGAGGAACAGACUCUUAUUUCCUUUCAUGGUGAAAAAAUGUGCCAUCCUCCUCAUGAGACUGUUUCUGCCUCUUACUGACUGAAUGACUGAACCAAUCAGUUUGUAUCAGCAACCAGUGGCGUUUGUGCCAUGACCUUAACGCCUGUUUGUUCUUGGAAAUUGGACCAAUGGAAAACAGACUUUAAAUUCUGGAGGAGCCACGUAAACACCUGAGGGGAAGUGCAGGGUGCAGACCCCCUGCGAGGCUUGUGAAGACAGAGUCAAAGGAUUGGGUGGAUUGCUUGUGUGUCUCCGGCUUUGACUUUAAAGGACUAGAUUGUCGGAGGUAAACACGGCGGGCCAGUUAAACGCAUACAGGGGAAGCGGUUGAAGAUGAGAGGGAGGGGCGUUGUCGCUGUGAGACCCACUUCUAUUGGACACUGAAUGAGGAAGAGGGAGAGUUUCUCCCACUUGGAUGACGUCAAAAGGAAAAUUUUGGGCGGGGUUUCACCUCCUUUUUCAUUAGGAUGCUGUCUUUACUUCUUGUUUGCCUUUUAUCGUGGAAUUCAGUAAUAUCAUUAAUAAUGAAAUUUAAAUAUAUCAAUUUUUAUCUCGUGUAAAGGUAUUUGUUCAACUUUUGUGUGGUUGAGUUUGUGUGUGAGUGUGUCUGAGGUUGUGUGAUGCACGUGACAAACUGUGUGAAGACUAGUGAGGGCAUGUGGUCUUAGAAAAAAGGGGUGGCGCACUGGGAGUGUUGAUGGGCUGGGUUUCUUCAGAAACAGUCAGAAACCUUUUGAUUCCUUCCAUUGAGUGUCCUUUGGUUUGUGUUCAUGUCAAUCAGUGUCACUGCUAUGAAGUUCAGCUCAGUAUGAAUAAAUGUAAAAACUAAAAUACAAUGUGGUCUACAUAAAAGCUUGUAUUAUAAAUUAAAAAAUCUUUAAUAAGGCAAAUAA
Messenger RNA from Xyrichtys novacula (pearly razorfish), 8467 nucleotides. Lineage: Eukaryota; Metazoa; Chordata; Actinopteri; Labriformes; Labridae. The record is from the annotation of a GenBank genome assembly.